AUGUUGUCCGGCUUCGGUUACCUGGAGAGGCGUCUUCACGACUUCCAAGUUUUUGAGCUCCUGGGUCGCGGGGGUUUCGCUCAGGUCUACCGAGCCAAGUCCAUUAUAACAGGCCAAGAGGUGGCAAUCAAGAUGAUCGACAAGAAAUAUAUGCACCAGCACGGCCUAGCCCAUCGAGUUCGUCGUGAGGUUGAAAUACAUAGCCGACUGAAACAUCCUGCUAUCCUUGAGCUAUACACGUGCUUUGAGGAUGCAAACUACGUCUACUUGGUGUUGGAAGUUUGCGACAAUGGAGAAUUACAGGCCUACAUCCGACAGAAUGGACCUGUUUCAGAAGACAUGGCUCGACACUACAUGAAGCAGAUCAUCAGCGGCUUACUUUAUCUCCAUUCCCACAACAUUCUUCACAGGGACCUCACUUUAUCAAAUCUCCUGCUAACAAAGGAUAUGAAAGUGAAAAUUGCAGAUUUCGGCCUUGCGACGCAAAUCGAACCAGGCGUAGAUCACACUACAAUGUGUGGGACCCCAAAUUACAUCUCGCCAGAAGUAGCGAGUCGUGGUCAGCAGGUUCUGGAGACGGAUGUCUGGUCCAUCGGUUGCAUGCUUUACACCCUGGUGGUCGGUCACCCGCCCUUCGAUACACGAGAGGUCAAGAGUACUCUGAAUCGCGUGAUCGCUGGCGAUUACAAGGUGCCAGAUAACCUUUCCUCCGACUGUAAAGACCUCAUCUCGAGUCUUCUUCGCAAACAGCCACAGGAUCGUAUAAAGCUGCAGGAGAUGAUCCGGCAUCCAUUUAUGACGCGAAAUGCGACUCCCCGACGUAAAAUGGAAAACUCCAGAGACAGUGGUAUAGAUUCGAUGACUCGGACGCCUAUCACCAAUAUUCCUCCCGCCACAGCUACCAUAACUUCCUCCACAAGCAGUCGCUACUCAACCAACUACCAACCAAACUCAUGUACCCUCCCCCCACGCCCACCUUCCCAUCCUGUCAUGGGCAUACGCCGUUCAGGCCAUGAUCAACUGAAUCUACCGCCACCUCUUCCCUCCUUUGAAUCGACAGCUCAUCAGCCACCAACUCCUGCUACAAGUUGUUUCCGUGGCAGCGGCUCCCUGCGUCAUUUGAUUCCAGCCUCAAAAAGUAUAUCGGGGUUAUCCAUCGCUUCAACCUCUUCUGUCGCAUUCUGUCGUUCGGCUUCAGUAGGGAGUCUCCAGCGCCCGUCCCAGCCAUUGCUGGCUCCCCUUAACUCCCGCCGACUGCGUCCAAUGCGGACAGUCACUCGGAUGGCUGUGAUCAAUAUUCUUGCCGAUGAGUCGGUCUGUCUGGAGUUUUUCGACCAAAAAGAAGCCCAAGAGAAGCUGGUGAUUGAGGUCAUGGGUAUAUCAAGUGAUGGGCAAGAGGUGGUGAUUUAUUAUCCAAAUGCUGGACGCGGAGUGCCCCCAAAUAUGGAUAGUCCGGUGGCGGCGUGUGCUGGAGACUCGUAUAGGAUUUAUCCACUAACCCAACUGCCAGAGAAGUAUUGGAAGAAGUAUCAGUUUGUGUCAAAAUUCAUCAAUAUGGCUAAGGCUCACACGCCCAAGGUGACCUUGUACACACCUCGUGCAAAAUGCAUUCUUAUGGAGAAGGUUGAGCCACAAGCGGACUUUGAAUUAGAGUUACUCUCCGAUGGAAGUCGCGUUAAUUGCCUGGGAGGAGAUGCUGCUGGAAAGGUUCAGGUCGUCACACAAGCCAACGGUACCAUCACUGUUGAUAGGAGACAGUCCCUGGAUAACCUUCCAGCUGCAAUACGAGAACUCAUCUCCUAUGCCGAAAAGUGCCGACAGCGCUGCUUGGAAAUUGAAGCUUCCUUGGAGAAGCUUAGUUCCGCGGUUGCUCCCCUAGACUCCGACACAACCCAAGUUUUUCCAGUUAUCAUUGGUCGCCGGCCCUCCACUGUUGCCACCCCUUCCAUCAGAGGUCCUCUCUUGUCAAAUUGCCUUUCCCAGCUAGUAGCCAAAUGCAGCACACAGCAUCGCCAACGCUCCUCAUCACGACACGAGACUGGUCAGCCAGUUUUUGUCCCGUCCGUGGGUUGGGUAUCUCAACCCUCCCCUGAGGAGUUGCAGGUUCAGUUCAACGACGGCGCCAGACUUGUUGUAGUCUACUCCACAGCCACAGUACAUUUAAUUCGGUUCCAGCCACCUCCCUCAACCGGGCGGGAUGGUGAGGGUGAGGAGACGGAGGAACAGGUGUUUUCCACUCUGUCUUCAGCCCCUCUACCUGCCGAGGUUCGAGCCCGCCUUGAAGCCAUUCCCAAGGUGGUCAAGUGUCUACGUUCAAGAUCACGGACCCCAUCCUAG
Molecule: messenger RNA, 2337 nt
Organism: Mesocestoides corti
Lineage: Eukaryota; Metazoa; Platyhelminthes; Cestoda; Cyclophyllidea; Mesocestoididae
Source: the annotation of a GenBank genome assembly